AGUCGGCGAAAGCGGCGGGAAGUUCGUACUGGGCGGUGGACUGCAGGGUAGCGGCUUGGGAAAAGAAUCUGUGAACUUAUGAAUCAUCAUCUCUGGAAGUCCACUUCUGUAAGCUCGUGGUUUGCUGUGUUACAUUUUGAUACUCCCUUGGUUAACGUCACAAAAGAGUGAAAAUGCCUCGUGUAAAAGCAGCUAAAGCUGGACGACAGGGCCCUCCCAAGAGGUGCCUUGCAGAACAGUUUGCGGCUGGGGAGAUAAUAACCGACAUGUCCAAAAAGGAGUGGAAGCUAGGGCUGCCUAUUGGUCAAGGUGGCUUUGGCUGCAUAUAUCUUGCUGAUACAAAUUCUUCCAAAUCGGUUGGCAGCGAUGCACCCUGUGUUGUAAAAGUGGAACCCAGUGACAAUGGACCUCUUUUUACUGAAUUAAAGUUCUACCAGCGAGCUGCUAAACCAGAGCAAAUUCAGAAAUGGAUUCGUGCCCAUAAAUUGAAGUACCUUGGUGUUCCUAAGUAUUGGGGAUCUGGUCUACAUGAAAAAAAUGGAAAAAGUUACAGGUUUAUGAUAAUGGAUCGCUUUGGGAGUGACCUUCAGAAAAUAUAUGAAGCAAAUGCCAAAAGGUUUUCUCGGAAAACUGUCUUGCAGCUCAGCUUAAGAAUUCUGGACAUCCUGGAAUACAUCCAUGAGCAUGAGUAUGUGCACGGGGACAUCAAGGCUUCCAACCUGCUCCUGAGCUGCAAGAACCCCGACCAGGUGUACUUGGUAGACUAUGGCCUUGCUUAUCGGUACUGCCCAGAGGGAGUUCAUAAAGAAUACAAAGAAGAUCCCAAAAGAUGUCACGAUGGCACUAUUGAGUUCACCAGCAUUGAUGCGCAUAAUGGCGUGGCCCCAUCAAGACGUGGUGAUCUGGAAAUACUUGGCUAUUGCAUGAUCCAGUGGCUUAGUGGCCAUCUUCCUUGGGAGGAUAACUUGAAAGAUCCUAAUUAUGUUAGAGAUUCCAAAAUUAGAUACAGAGAAAAUGUUGCAGAUUUGAUGGAGAAAUGCUUUCCUGAGAAAAACAAGCCAGGUGAAAUUGCGAAGUACAUGGAAACUGUGAAGUCACUGGCCUACACCGAGAAACCUCUCUAUCAGAAUCUACGCGGCAUUCUCUUGCAAGGACUGAAAGCGAUCGGAAGCAAGGACGAUGGCAGACUGGACUUGAGUGCGGUGGGGAAUGGAGAGUUGAAGACAAAGUCAGUCUCAAAGAAGCGGAAGAAAGAAGUUGAAGAAAGCACAGCAUCCAGUGUUGAAGAUGUGGACUGCUCAAGUGCACAGACAGAGGCCACACAGACCCGUUCAAGAACCAGGAAGAAAGCCCAGAAGUGACUCAGACGCCGGGAGCCAACUUUCUGUUGAUUUUGUUUUUUUCUCCUUUUCUAUUUUAAGUUUUAUUUUCAUAUGAGUCUUAUGAGGUGGGAGCAAUAAUUAAAUAGCUGUGGUUUUGAAAAACAAAUUUUACUAAAAUGAAUAUUUUUGUAUAGUUUAUUGAAGAAUAACUUAUGAAAUUCCCAAGUCUUCAGUUGUACACAUGAAGCUGUCACAGGCUGUGUUUGGGGCUCUGGAGUUCAUAGGAAAAUGGGUGUGGUGGGCAGUCUGCUGAUUAUUGUGCAUUUCCUGGAGUGGACAGACAUAUUUGACAGACUCCCCACUUUUAAGGAAAUGCAAAACUAAAAAUAAAGAUCUCUUUUGCUUGGUGCAAAUAUACAAUUUACAAAUAUGCAAUUUAUUAUGGCAAUAAAGGUUGCUCUGUAUUGA
This is a messenger RNA of Nannospalax galili (Upper Galilee mountains blind mole rat), 1790 nucleotides long. It is a transcript of the gene Vrk1, whose product is annotated as VRK serine/threonine kinase 1. NCBI's taxonomy places the organism in Eukaryota, Metazoa, Chordata, Mammalia, Rodentia, Spalacidae. Gene Ontology annotation, molecular function: protein serine/threonine kinase activity; ATP binding. Gene Ontology annotation, biological process: signal transduction; peptidyl-serine phosphorylation. The transcript is spliced from 14 exons. Bases 174 to 1361 code for a protein of 395 amino acids. The record is from RefSeq and is a predicted model, not a curated record. Gene Ontology annotation, cellular component: nucleus; cytoplasm.